CCUCCACAUACACAUCGCGCGCGCUCACCGCCCUUCGCCUUGCGCGCGCCCGCCCCGCGCGGGGGUGAGGAGUGGGUGUGGCUGGGCCGUCCUGCGCCUGCGCGGCGAAGGGCAGGGGGCUGGUCGCGCGCUGUGGGCAGCGCGCAGUAGCGCGGAGUGGCGGAUGGAGCCUCCCCCUGGCGCCGCAGAAGGCUCUAAGCUGAGACAUGUAGAAAAAGACGUUUUGAUCCCACAAAUAAUGAGAGAGCGAGCCAAGGAGCUAUGUUCAGAUAAAGUGCAAGCAUUUACCAAAUGCUGUCAAGAAACCGGUCUUCUUAUGGUGGUGAAGUGUCGGCAAGAGAACACAGCACUGAAAGAUUGUCUGGUUGGCUACUAUUCUGAUCCACUGUUCUAUGAGGAAUGCAAAACAGAAUAUCUGAAGCAAAGAGAAGAAUAUAGAGCAACUGGAAUUAAGAAGAAAAGACAGAAGCUUUCUUCAAAUGUGUAGCUAUAAUGAACUUUUUCAAAUUUUAUAUCCAACUUUGAUUUUACUUGAUUUAAACAGACUUAAAUCGUCUGUACCCCUCUGUGUGGAAUUUAACUCAAAUACACAAAAUGAGGUGAAUGGAGAAUAAAAGAAUAUCUGAACUUAAA
Phalacrocorax carbo (great cormorant) is the source of this 633-nucleotide messenger RNA. The record is from RefSeq and is a predicted model, not a curated record. NCBI's taxonomy places the organism in Eukaryota, Metazoa, Chordata, Aves, Suliformes, Phalacrocoracidae.